Messenger RNA from Periconia digitata, 830 nucleotides. Lineage: Eukaryota; Fungi; Ascomycota; Dothideomycetes; Pleosporales; Periconiaceae. The record is from the annotation of a GenBank genome assembly.
AAUGGAGCAAACGCGGGCUUUGAACGCAUUGGAGCCCUUCCUCGCCCUCAGCAAAUCCGCGACAUCCCCGCGAGCCGCCGCAGACCUCAUCACCCAAGCUACCUCCGCACCAAACACAUACGUCUUCGCCGAGCUGUUGCAGACGCCCAACAUCCAGAAGCUCAAGGAUUCGUCCGAGUAUGCAUCACAUUACACCCUUCUUGAGAUCUUUGCGUGGGGAACUUGGGAAGAUUACAAAUUACAACAGUCCUCCCUCCCCAAACUAAGCGCCCAACAACACCAAAAGCUCCUCCUCCUCUCCCUUCUUCCACUUUCCCACUCUCACGAAACCCUCACAUACACAUCCCUCCUUGCCGCUCUUGAUCUCCCCACAACCCGAAGCCUCGAAGAACUCAUAACAUCCGCAAUCUACGCUGGCCUCCUCACCGCCACCCUCGACCCCGCCCACUCUCUCGUAGCCGUAACAUCUGUAGCGCCGCUACGCGAUCUAGCUCCAGGAUCGCUGCCCGCCAUGCAAGCUGCGCUGGCGAGCUGGUCAAAUCGCUGCGACGCCGCGCUGCUGGAUCUCGAGGCCCGCGUUGCUGAGGUCCGCAAGGCCGCUAUCGAUCGCGAGAAGACGAGGCGCAAGAAGGAAAGGGUGCAGGAGGUAGCAAUGAUGAGUAUGGAGGAGAAGGGCGGUCAAAAGCGUAGCGUGAGUGGCCUAGGCGAUGAAGAUAUUAUGGACAUUGAUCAAGAGUCGGGCAGUGGUCGCACAUUCAGGGGGGCGAAGAGGGGCCCUGGAGGGUCUUUCGGAGGCACGUUUAGUGGGUUGGGUCGUAGACUCAAUUGAG